This is a messenger RNA of Apis mellifera (honey bee), 2546 nucleotides long. Its product is annotated as ornithine aminotransferase, mitochondrial. The transcript is spliced from 4 exons. Gene Ontology annotation, molecular function: L-ornithine transaminase activity; identical protein binding; pyridoxal phosphate binding. NCBI's taxonomy places the organism in Eukaryota, Metazoa, Arthropoda, Insecta, Hymenoptera, Apidae. Gene Ontology annotation, cellular component: cytoplasm. Bases 597 to 2069 code for a protein of 490 amino acids. The record is from RefSeq and is a predicted model, not a curated record.
AGAAUAGUGAGAAGAAUAGAAAAAGAAUUGAUUCAGAUAAAGAUUUUAAAGAAGAGAAAGAAAAAUAGUUUCGAAUAAUCAAUUAUCGUAUAUCGAUUAUUGGUAACAUAGAUUUCAUUAAUACAAUCGAUCGCCGGUUUCCACAAAGAUAAGGUCUAUAUCUGCAAUUCAAACAAAUGUGAAGCAUCAUAUUGAUGAUAGUUUGUUUUCUCGUAUCGAUAACACAAUACAAUCGUGAUAAUUCCCCUAGUAAAUGUUAAUAUUCUUUUUGAUAAUGUUAUUUCUUUUAAAUUCUUACGUGUUCAAAGGAAAAAAAAAAUAUACAGAUUCGGUGUUAAUUUCUCAAGUAAAUAGGAAUAAUAAUAUAUAUGAAUCCGUAUUUAUUGUCGGAUAAAUACGUUGGUGUAUUGCGAAUUCACAAAUUUAAUGUUGCCCCAUGUUAAUUUCUAAUGAUAAUGGCCUAAUGUUAAAUUGAAUUGAAUUGAAUUGAAUUCUGGAAAUUUAAUUAUUUAAUUUUAAUCGUAAUAUUAAUCGUAAUAUUAAAUCGUCCAAACAAAUUUUUUCAUUUUUGAAAAGAGAGGCACAUAUACGGGAAAAUGAUAUACAAAAAAUUUAACACGAUAUCUAAAAAGAAGAAAUAUCUCUUCAAUUUGCUGUCUCAGGGUCAUCGAACUUUAACAUCGAAACAAGUUUUUGAACGCGAAUUAAGAUAUGGCGCUCAUAAUUACGACCCAAUGCCUAUCGCUUUAUGCAGAGGGGAAGGCCCUUUCGUGUGGGACGUUGAGGGGAAGCGUUACUACGACUUUCUCAGCGGUUUCUGUGCAGUUAAUCAAGGCCACUGUCAUCUAAGAAUUUACAAAGCUUUGACAGAUCAAGCGAAGAUCUUGACAUUGUGUUCAAGAGCGCUUUACUCGGACACAUUGGGAGAAUUCGAAGAGUAUAUUACAAAAGUUUUCGGAUAUGAUAAAUGGCUUCCCACGAAUACGGGAGUGGAGGGUGGUGAAACGGCCUGUAAAUUGGCACGUAGAUGGGGUUAUGAUCGGAAAGGCAUACCGCAUUACAAGGCGAAAAUUGUUUUCCCAGAAGGGACUUUUUGGGGAAGAACAGUAGACUCUUCUAACACGACUCCGACGACUUCUUCUUCCUCCUCCUCUUCUUCUUCCUCUUCUUCUUCUCCUUCUUCUUCUUCUUCUUCUUCUUCUCCUUCUUCUUCUUCUUCUUCUUCUUCUUCUUCUACUUCUUCUUCUACUUCUUCUUCUACUUCUUCCACUUCUUCCACUUCUUCUUCUUCUUCCCCUUCUUUUUCUUCUUCUUUGUCUUCUUCUUACCGUGGAUUCGGCAGCCCUUCCGCUCCUUUCGAAGUCAUUCCGUAUAACAAUCUCUCGAGUCUUCAAAAAAUUUUAACAGAUCCUAACGUUUGCGCUUUUAUGGUCGAACCUAUUCAAGGAGAGGCUGGUGUUGUGAUACCAAAGGAUGGAUAUUUAAGAGGAGUUAGAGAAUUAUGCACAAGAUAUAACGUGUUGUGGAUAGCUGACGAAGUGCUAACCGGUCUAGGAAGAACAGGGAAAUUGUUAGCUGUGGAUUAUGAAAACGUGAAACCGGACAUUUUGCUUUUGGGCAAAUCUCUGUCGGGUGGUUUCUACCCGAUAUCCGGUAUACUGGCCAACGAUUCAGUGAUGCUCACUAUGAAGUCCGAGGAUCACGGCUCGACUUUUAGCGGCAAUCCUUUAGCGAGCAAAAUCGCUAUUGAAUCGCUUCGCGUGAUUCUUGAUGAGAAAUUGUCAGACAAUGCCGAUAAACUUGGGAACAUUCUCAGAUCUGAGCUUAAGAAACUUCCAUCAAGCGUGGUCACCGAGGUACGUGGAAGGGGCCUUCUUAACGGUAUAGUGAUCAAUGACAGAGUCAAUAUUGUGAGCCUGUGCUCAAAAUUAAAAGAUGAAGGUUUAAUCGCGAAACCAACACCGAAUCACGUAGUCAGAUUAAUGCCUCCGCUGGUUAUAACCGAAUCGCAAAUACGAGACUCUAUGGAUAUUAUUUCCCGGGUGAUUAAUCAAUUCUCUAGUACAUGAAUAUAAUAUAAAUGUUUUAAAUUUAUGUAUGUAUGUAUUUUAGUGAAAAAUUAUAUUUAUGUUUCCAAAUUUUUAAUAAAUCUUGUUCAUGAACAUAUUAUCAUAAGUUGCAUUUUAUUUCCUUUUCUUUCUUCCUUUCAAGUUCCUGUUUCAUCAUGCAAAUAGAAUCUUUGUGAAAAUUGAUGAAAUUGAGGCGACGCGAAAUUGAAAUCAAAUUAGAAUUAGAAACAGGUUUGAAGAGAAAAAUAUAUAGUUGAAAAGCUGUUGAAGUUAUUAUCUCUUACCAUGUGCAUAUUGAAGAGAGAAAAAUUGUUCGAUUAUAAGUUACAUACUUGUUAUUAAUAGCUUGGUUUGAUACGGUUUUAUCCUGUAUUCUGUAAUUGUUUAUUCAGACAUUUGUCAGAUGUCUUAAACUCGUAAUCACAUUAUAAAUAGACAAAAUGUUAAAAAUUUAAAUAAUGAGAAUCGUUUCGUUUA